Saitoella complicata NRRL Y-17804 is the source of this 2274-nucleotide messenger RNA. RefSeq lists its product as uncharacterized. The transcript is spliced from 2 exons. Lineage: Eukaryota; Fungi; Ascomycota; Saitoellomycetes; Saitoellales; Saitoellaceae. Gene Ontology annotation, molecular function: zinc ion binding; DNA-binding transcription factor activity, RNA polymerase II-specific. The record is from RefSeq and is a predicted model, not a curated record. The coding region runs from base 25 to 2079 and encodes 684 amino acids. Gene Ontology annotation, biological process: regulation of DNA-templated transcription.
UCGAGGAAUCAUCAGCCUGCAGAAAUGCCACCACGGUUGGAGGACGGAUGCGAGAGCAAUGUCCAUAUGGCUGGCGCUGCUGGAUUAGAUCCGCACACAACACACGACUCGACCGUGGCUAUAGAAAAUACAGUACCCCAUGGACACAGGCUGGGUACGGGGACCGGUCAGGUAUCUUCUGCUACAACUGGUUUGACCGGCACGUGUAUAUAUUCUCUGGAGUCACCUGCUCUUUCUACUUCGAACUCGAGCAGAGCUGAUGGUCACUUUGUGAACACCAUGGGGGAUAUUGCUUACGCGACCAACGCUCCGACUAGGGAUAGGAAAAGCGGGUCACAACCUUCGAGGACUUCGACUUCGGCCACGACUACAACUACAACUACGGUAAUCGCUAUGAACGAAACUUCGGACGCGUCGACCUCCGCGCAUACAGUCCCACCUACAACGACCGAUGAACAGGGCUUCGAUGGUAACGAUUUUGUUCAUCAGGACAACCCGGACAACGCAACCCCUCGUCGCCGUAACAACACGGCAUGCUUCCGUUGCCGACGUCGCAAAAUCCGCUGCUCGUUUGCCGAUCCUGCCAACGCUAACAAUCCCAAUAUUAACGAAACGAGAUGCUUCAACUGUCUUACUGGGAACCAUAUUUGCUCCUUCGCCGAUAGACCCACGGGCCAACCUCGUCGUCGUUCGAGUAACGGCAACUCUCGCCAAGACCCUCCGGGUGGCACUUCGAACAACAACUACCAUGGACAUCACGGAACCUCCAACAGCUCUACCGGCAAUGGCUCUGGAUCAGGCACGACAACCUACAACAACGGUGCUAUCGGGACGGUCUGGCAGGCCGUUCCGGCCCUUCCACCCAGGGCCUCGUCCCAACAAGACCCGAACUACACCUCUCCUACGAGCCCUACCUUCUCCAAUUAUACGCACACGCAUACAAAUUCGACCUCGUGGCACCCUAUCUCAGCUACACCUCACGGCAAUACCUUUUGGACUCGCCCUUUGGGACGCACGACUUCUACGCCCGGGCCGCCCAACACUGGUGUGUUUGCCGGCAACACGACGACGACCCCCCGCCCGUCUUCUUAUCCGGAGGCUCGUCAUCAACAUAGACGCCGCACAUCGUCCUUUCGUGGUUUGAAUAAUUCGACUUCCUCCCGCCCGCGCUCGCCCCCCAAGACGAAGCCUAGCGCCGGUCCCAUAUCGGUCACGACAACUUCGUCCAUUCCCGUCGCGCAGCCUGUCAUGAGUAGUCCUACUACAACUAUGUCCAGUAUUCCUGGACCCGGACCAAUGCCUGGUGCUUGGUGGACGCCUCCGAAUCCUUCAACGAUGCCGCCGGAGAUGCUGGGUACGACCGACUUGGAUGCCCUCACCGGUAUGAGGCUCGUCAGCAUCACGUCCCAUUUGGCACAGACUACGGCUAUGGGCAAUGUUGCUCCUGGAUUGUCGUCUUGGGGUGGCUUCUGUCAAGGACAGGCUCCGGCUAUGGUUGAACAUGGGACUACGAACCCAACUAUGACUGCUGGUGGUCAUUGUCAGGGGACACCACAGGAUCCUUCGAGUGGGAAGGUUACUGAGAGACCUAUGCUUGGCCAUAGGCGUGGUUCGGGGUUCGGCUCUAGGAGGGCUACUAUGCCGGCUGAUGGGUAUACGACCAGUGGUUCGGGGUCCAACACAGCUACAUACGGACAAGGGCAAGGACAGGGUUCUGGUGCUGGUGUUGGUGUAGGCAUUGCUACUUCUACUGGAUGGCAGUAUUAUCCUCAAGGGCACCCGUAUGGACCUACGCCCGCGACUGGUCAACAUGUUUACAACAUCCCAACCUCUACUCAGCACCCUUCCGCACCCUCGCCCUACAACCACACUAUGUCAGAGUCUUCGAAUUCAUAUUCGAGUCUUCAGACUACACCCUCAGUCGGUAACACCCAGACGCAGCCCGUCUUUGCCAGCCAUAUGGAGAGCCAAGAUUCCGACCUUGACGGUGAUUCCCGCGCCCACCUGGACGAACUGGGGCGCCCUGAAGAGCUCGACAUGCUCGCCCACGGUAACGGGUGGAUCAUGAGAUCGACUUGAGACUCAGCCAAAAUUCGUUGGGGAUGCGGAUGAUUGACGAUACUAUUCUAUUCUAUCUCAUUACCAAAAGAGAAGUUGGAGCAGCCAAGGUCCACGCUGGGGCGUCGCCUGGCUGGCUUUUCGGUUUAUGAUAUGAUACAUCACUAUUGGGAUUUUUGAACACGCCAUAAGCAUAUUGGUUUUUGAACACUAUGG